This is a messenger RNA of Candida dubliniensis CD36, 426 nucleotides long. RefSeq names its product Rim1p (gene RIM1). NCBI's taxonomy places the organism in Eukaryota, Fungi, Ascomycota, Pichiomycetes, Serinales, Debaryomycetaceae. The coding region runs from base 1 to 426 and encodes 141 amino acids. Gene Ontology annotation, molecular function: single-stranded DNA binding. Gene Ontology annotation, biological process: DNA replication. The transcript has a single exon. The record is from RefSeq and is a predicted model, not a curated record.
AUGUUAAGAUCAUUUACUCGUUCAUUCACUUCUACAGUUGUUAAACGUGAUUUUGCCAGAGCUCAAUUGUUUGGUAGAGUUGGGAAUGUUGACUUUAGAGAAUCUGAAAGUGGCACCAAAUAUGUUACUUAUAGUGUUGCUGUGAACCGUUACGACAGAGAAUCGAAUGAUAAUGUUCCUACCUGGUACAGAGUUGUCGCAUUUGAUCCAAUUCAAAUUGACCGUUUAGAAAAGAUCUUGAAAGUUGGUAGACUUGUUCAUGUUGAUGCAGCUUUGCGUGUGAGACGUCAUGAAGAUCCAGAAACUCACAAAUUUACAAGUGAAAUUUCAUUGGUUCAAACAGGUUUUGAUAUUGCUAGUUAUAAAAAGAGAACAGAGGGUGAAGGCGAAGGCGAAGGUGAGAACAGCUCUCACGCAGAAGAGUAG